CGCACGUGGGACACAGCGAGAGACGAGGGGGAGACGCUUUCUUGCUAGGGAAUCGAUUCGAUAGGCGCUCUACUCUCCGCCUGCACACCGAUCGCCGCAGACAGUGCCUCCUCCUCUAUAGACACAAAGCUGAGGCCGGGGAUCAGAGCAGACCCGAGAUUUGCUUUCUAGAAUUCCUAUUGGUCACGUGUUCUCCCCCCCACUCGCGUGGGUCCUUCCCUGCACAUUGCUGGUGCAGUUAUCAAAUUCAAGAGAAAAUGUCGGGAGUGAAAAGAACAAUUCAGGAUAAAGAUCCAGAUUACGAAGAUAUCAACAUUGUGCAUCAGAAUAAGCGCCACAAAGCCAUCGAAACCUCAGCUCGUGAUGCUGCUGUCCAGAAGAUCGAGUCAAUUGUCAAAGAACAGUUUGCGGUUGAGUUGAAGAAUAAAGAACAUGAAAUUGAAGUGAUUGAUCAGCGCCUCAAUGAAGCCAGACGCAUGAUGGAUAAACUACGCGCUUGUAUUGUUGCUAAUUACUAUGCGUCUGCUGCCCUCAGUAAAGGCCAGGAGGCUGCUGCUGGUUGUGAUGCGACUAUUCUAAACCAUCCUUCAAUCAAGAAGUUUCUGGAAUCUCCUUCUAGAGCUUCAUCUCCUGCUAAUAACCGAUCCGAGACCCCAUCUGCAAAUAAUUCAGAAACUGAUUCUGUCUGUGCUCAGAAUGAAUACUCUGAAAAAGAUGGCAACAUCGAUGGAAAGGGGAUAGCGGCAAACAAGGGAGCACAGAGAGCAGACGCCAAGCUUGGGAAGGAUUCAUUGACAGCUGCCAACCUAAACCAUCAAACCUCACGGUUUGCAAGAGCUGAGGAUGACAAUCGUCGUUUUGUGAAGAAGACCAUUGUUGUUGGAAACGUCUCAAAGUAUAUUCCUCCUGACAAAAGGGAGGAGAAUGACCAGUCAACCCACAAGUGGAUGGUGUAUGUAAGAGGUUCUAGAAAGGAACCCAGUAUUGACCACUUUGUAAAGAAAGUUUGGUUUUUCCUACACCCAAGCUACAAACCUAAUGAUCUGGUGGAAGUCAGAGAACCUCCAUUCCAUUUAACACGACGAGGCUGGGGAGAAUUUCCUGUGAGAGUUCAAAUUCAUUUCAAAGACAGCCAGAACAAGAGGAUAGAUAUAAUCCACAAUUUAAAGCUGGACAGAACAUACACCGGUCUGCAGACUCUGGGAGCUGAGACGGUUGUGGAGGUUGAGCUUCAUAGACACUCCUUCAUUGAUGAUGCUCUCUGCUCCCAGUCUUCUAAUGAAUCCAGUCUAUCAGACAUGGGUAUUCCUUCACCUUCCCUGAUUAAAACCUCUUCUCCAAACAAAGGGGCACACGAGUCUGCAGAAAAAGGAUUCAACAUGGCCCCUGAAUCAACCUUUUGUCCCCAUCCUUCAUCACUUGAGCGCACACCAACCAAAAUGACCCAGAGGUUCACGUUUGGUGCUCAUGGCAGCACGGCUUUCCAGCCUAUCACGGCUAGUUGCAAGAUUGUGGCACAGGGGCAGGCAUCUAGUUUAGCAGAGUCACCUGGGAAAUCAUUCCAGCCAAUCACCAUGAGCUGCAAGAUUGUGUCAGGAAGUCCUACACGUAAACACUCCAAUGUAUCGCAGUCUGCUAGCGGCACACGCUCGCCGCUUCUUAAGGUUCAUGGGGGAAGUUUACUGCAAUCGUCAAUAAAGCAGGAGGAGUCUAUGUUUGCUGCAAUGCCACCGCUUUGCCCCAUUGGAAGUCAUGCUAAGGCACAGAGUCCUAAGACGGUCACUGGAGGACUUGGAGCUUUUACAAAGGUGAUCAUAAAACAAGAACCCAUUGAUCCUUCUCAGCAGCAGCAAGAGACCCCUUCAACAUCUCAACCGUCUCUGCAGCAGGUCGUAACUGUGAAGGGCAAUCAUAUGAUUGCAGUGUCCCCCCAGAAGAACAUAAGCACCCCAGAGGGUUCCAAGAUUGUUGGAAUCCCAGUGGGCUCGACAGUUCAGGCAGCCAUUAAGCCAUCUGUAACUAUUAGUGGUGGCCAAAUCCUAGUUGCCAAGACCAAUCCAUCUGCCUCCAAAGUGGUUGGGCAGAAGCAGAUGGUUGCUCAGGGAGUGGCAAAGGCUGUGGUAAGCGGUGGGAGUGUUACAGCCCAAGCCCUUGGAAGCCUAUCAAAAGCACAGGUGUCGUCGGCUGCAUCGGCAAAACCUGGAUCCCAAGGCUCUGUAAUGGCGACUCUACAACUGCCAGCCACAAACAUUGCAAACCUUGCUAAUCUACCUCCUGGCACCAAACUGUACCUCACAACAAACAGCAAGAAUCCAUCAGGCAAAGGAAAAUUGCUGCUUAUCCCCCAGGGGGCGAUCCUGAGAGCUGCAAGCACAGCAAAUCUCCAGUCAGGGAUGUCUUCUGGAAGCACGUCUGGAACUGGGACUGGUAGCAGUGGGCUACCUCAGCACCUUACCUACACGUCCUAUAUUCUCAAACAAACACCACAGGGAACGUUUUUGGUUGGACAACCAUCCUCUCAGGCAUCUGGGAAGCAGGUGGCCACCAACAUGGUAGUUCAAGGUAACGUGGCAUCAACCUCCCAGGGGCAAGUCUUAAAAGUAACCACAGGACAGAAAAGCAGUUUACUUGCACAGGGAACCGUUGGAUCAGCUGCACAGCAGAAACUGUCAGAAAGUGUGCUAAAGUCCUUACCUGUGGCUGGCCAGACACAGAAACCUGGAACUACUUUACUGAGGGUAUCAGGAGGCGUCAUAACUGCAGCUAGUUCAGGACUACCAGCUCUGUCUGGCAAUGGUCACGGGCAGCAGUCUUCUGAAGCCUCUAGUUCCCCAGUGUCCAAUGUUAAUGCAUCAAGCAAGGCCUCCUUGCAACAGCAGCAAGCAGUAACCAGUGCAUCUCAUGGCAAAUUAUUGGUCACCAGUAAACCCAACACAUUGUCUGCUGCCGUUUCUUCAUCUAGAGCUACUCCAAGUCCUGCACACACUGCUUCAAUGCUGACAGUUAAAACUGAGCCAGACACUACAGUCUCAUCCAGUCACAUACUCCCAUUUAGCGUUCUUAAUGCACCGGUGAAGAUGGAGGAUACUAUGGAUGCAGGAUCCUGUUCUGUCAAGACUGAGCAUUUGCAAAACUUCAAGCAAUUGUUAACGGCCACCGUGAAGAAGGUUCCUCUUAUAGUUGAAAAAACUGAAGACGGUUAUCCUUUUUGUGCAAGUUCUUUGGAGCAAUACUACACCUGGAAUAUUGGGAAAAGAAGAGCCGCUGAGUGGCAGCGAGCUGUAACGAUGCGGAAAAUGUUACAAGAAAUAAUCGAAAAGCAGCCAAAGUUCAGUAAUAUCUCUCCACUGAAAACGAAGCAGAUUGUACUUUGGUGCCGGGUUCAUGGUUACACUCCUACUGAUCCUGAAAAUGCAGGAGAUGAGUCCAUCGAGGAUGUGUUGACUCGUAUAGACAAUGAAUCAGCUUUACCCACAACCUAUUCUUCUCCUGAGGCCCUGUGUCAAAAAGUUGAUGAAUUAGAAAAGCUUUUAAAGAAGGAAGGAGACUCUGAGGAAGAGGUGGAUGUCCUGGGUAUGGAUGAAGAGGAGAAGCCUCAAAGUAAAAAAGAGAAUGAAACCAUUGACAAUGUGAAGCUUUACAUGAUGCCAAGUCCGGCCUGCGAGUUUGUCAGAGAUACUGCGCAGGAGAUCGGAAUUUCAUUGCAACCAAUCGAAGUCCAAAAGAAUGUUUACUCUUCUCCAGUUGAAGAGAUGAUUUUAAAGGCUACGGAGCAGUUUGUGAGUGAUGUCCUGCGAGACGCUUUAGCUGCUGGAUACCAAAUGAGUGCUCGCAAUCGAGUGCCUCGAGAGAUAACGAUGUCUAAUAUCCAGCAAGCAAUCUGCAGUAUUCCAUUAUUUGACUUUCUCACCAACCGGCACAUGGGUGCCUUAAAGGUGGAUGAUGACAUCCCCUUAAAAUAAAUGAUCUGUGUCCGUAUCAUGAACUUAUUCUUCAAUGAAACCGGAACGAUCUGAGCCACCUUCAAACCUCCAUGCCAACCACACGACCUGGUGGAACAAAAUAUCCCUACAACUUCUCCACUCUAACUUCUUUUACUGUAAAUACUUUUCAACACGUCUGUGACCAAUGUAUAUGUGUAUGUAUUAUAUGUGUAUGUACUAUAAGUGUAGUUUUGUCUGUUUUAAAACCGAAACAUUGAAUAAACCAUAUUUCGUCUAUAA
Messenger RNA from Pelobates fuscus (common spadefoot toad), 4223 nucleotides. It is a transcript of the gene YEATS2, whose product is annotated as YEATS domain containing 2. Bases 258 to 3962 code for a protein of 1234 amino acids. NCBI's taxonomy places the organism in Eukaryota, Metazoa, Chordata, Amphibia, Anura, Pelobatidae. Gene Ontology annotation, biological process: regulation of transcription by RNA polymerase II; chromatin remodeling. The transcript is spliced from 28 exons. The record is from RefSeq and is a predicted model, not a curated record. Gene Ontology annotation, cellular component: NuA4 histone acetyltransferase complex; ATAC complex. Gene Ontology annotation, molecular function: histone binding.